Messenger RNA from Paramecium octaurelia, 972 nucleotides. Lineage: Eukaryota; Ciliophora; Oligohymenophorea; Peniculida; Parameciidae. The record is from the annotation of a GenBank genome assembly.
AUGUAAUAAGUCAAAUAGUUUGCCUUUCGAAAACCUAAUGUAGUGCAGAAGCCAAAGGCUGAAACAAGUAAAAUAGAAUAUUUCAUUCAAGUACAAUUGAAACCUGUUGGGAAGGUUCUUCAACAAAUUCCUCUAUCGCACUCUUAAGUACCAGAGUAUAAUUCAAUUCUAUUAAUGUAAUGAAUGAGAUUUAACUAUUUUAGUAAAGAAGAAUUUUAAAAAUUAUAGUAUGAAAAUGAACAAUUAAGACAUUAGCUUAAUACUAAAUAUUAAGAUUAUGAUAAAAAAGUUUAAAUCAUGAACGAAGUAUUAUUAUUCUUAUCCAAGCUAGCUCACAAAUUAGAAGGACAACUAAAGAGAAGAGAAAGUGAUAUUAACUAUUAUAUUCACAAGAUCGAAUAUAAGGAUAAGGAAAUCAAAUAAUAGAAAGAACUCAUUGCCAAAUUGAGAAACAAGAAGAAAGAUUACAAGAUGAAAUUCUUAGCCCUAUAAUAACAGCAACCGCAACAGCAACAACAACAACAACAAGAUCACUUUCAUUCCUUAUUAGGAAUGAGGGAACUUCUGCUGCAAUUCAGAUUGACAGCCCAAGUGUUGCCACUCCUAUAACUAUAGUAGAGAUUGAGACAAUAUCAAAGUCAAAUUAUCGAUGUAGACAAUAUGAAUUAUGAACAAUUGCUGUCACUGGGAGAAUAGAUAGGGUAUUCUCUAAUUUAAGGGUUCUUAGAAAUGUGUCGAAUGGGAUGACGAGAGAGGACAUAAGGAGGAUUCCUAAACGAGAAAUUUAGGCGAGUGAUAACAUCCAAGGAGUGUGUCCAGUUUGUCAAUGCAACAUGGAGAUAGGGGAGAAGUAUCGACGAUUGGGUUGCAAUCAUCAUUACCAUGCGAAAUGCAUAAAGACAUGGUUAUUGCAGCAUAAUAAUUGUCCUGUUUGCAAACAGAGUGUUGUAAUUGCUAAUUGAUUAUUAAAAA